Molecule: messenger RNA, 1037 nt
Organism: Ricinus communis (castor bean)
Lineage: Eukaryota; Viridiplantae; Streptophyta; Magnoliopsida; Malpighiales; Euphorbiaceae
Exons: 1
Coding region: 106-765 (219 amino acids)
Source: RefSeq, a predicted model, not a curated record
UUGGAGACUCACCGGGUUUGCCAAACCAAACAGCCAAAGGCCCCUGUAAAGGGAAAUUUCCAAAAAGCCCUUCUCUUCUUCUUCUUCUCUUAUUUUCCAUAAAUAAUGCCUAUAAGUUCAAAACCCAGAAGAUCAAGCGGUCCUGUACUUCCCUCUCUAUCUCCAUGCGGAAGAUUCUCAAACACGACGUCAUCUUAUAUGUCUUUGAACGACGUUGUUUUCUCUUCUUCAUCUUCUGCUUUUGCGUCUUCUACAAGCUUAAGUUUCUAUUCCCCGUCGAACGCAGCCUUCUUCAACCAUAGUCAUGAUAAUGUCAGAUCAGUUUCUCCUACACGCGUCAAUCUCUACACGACGUCGUCUCCUCCUACAUUUCGUUUCUCCAUAGGCAGUAGAUCUAGUUCUCCUAACCGCUCUAUACCAGCCCUUACCGUUACUAACCAGAGUAAUAAUAAUAAAAACAGUAAGAAGACUUGUAUGUGCUCUCCAACCACACAUCCAGGGUCGUUUCGAUGUAGUCUGCAUAAAAACAAUAACAGUCAUCAGGGAAAUAGUUUGCAUUCGUAUACACCAAACAGGUUAAACAUGAGGAGAUCGGCUAUGAAGAAUUCACUGGUGAGAAUCGGUGGCGUUGAAGGUGAAUGGGUGAAGAGAGCAUUGACGACGUUAAUUCGUCCUUCCUCUCAUCAGCAACGACGUCGUUGUGAUUUUCAACCAAGGCCGAGUCGGUUGUCUAUUAUGUCAAAAGCCGGUGAUGAUAGCAUUUGAUUAUUACUUGCAGGACUGUUCUUGUUAUUGUUUUCCUUGUAUAGGACUGUCAUAUACCCAGACGGAUCGAACGAGUUCUGAUUUGCAGUCGAAUCGGACGAGUUCUAGGGACUGAAUCAUCCGGAACCAGUUUUUGUAACUGGAGACGCUGAUUUUAUUUUUUCCUUUUGUUGUGUGCACAUAGUCAGAUUGACGAGAAUUUCCUCUGUACAUGUCAUUUGGAAGGAGAUUUUGGGAUAUUAUUUAAAUUAAUCUUUCUUCAAAAAGAAAAA